Molecule: messenger RNA, 1744 nt
Organism: Brassicogethes aeneus
Lineage: Eukaryota; Metazoa; Arthropoda; Insecta; Coleoptera; Nitidulidae
Source: the annotation of a GenBank genome assembly
CAUCAAACGCGCCGACAAGAAGUCGGGAUACCUAUCGCUAACACGCCGCGUUUAAUGGCAAACCAGCAAAGUCGACGCUACCGGAUAGAGCGAGCGCUCACAAAGUUGGCGGUGUGUUUAAAUUGUUAACUUGUCGCAAGUUUCGAAACUUUUUUGUGUUAAAAUACAUUCUUGACAAAACUUAAUAUUUAUUGGUUGAUAAGGUAAACUUUGCAAGUUGGUUUGUUAAGUUUGUGGGAUGUUUAUCGAAGUUUAUUUAAAAACUUCACAACAAAAGGAUGUUUCAGAUUGAACCAACAUAGGGUUUUCCAUAAAUUAAACCCAAAAAUUAAUUAUGGAAUUUAUGGAAACUAAUGAUUCAACAGUAACGAAUAUAACUUAUUAUGAUAAUAUUGAUAAUGACCUCUUAUUGCCCAAAUAUGGGUAUAUUUUUGCAGCGACUGUUUUAAGUUUAAUAGGAUUUUUUGGAUUUACACUUAAUCUAAUGGUUAUCGUAUUGAUGAUAAAAGAAAAAUUGGUCAGUUCUCCACUCAACAUUAUUUUGUUUAAUCUGGUAUGCAGUGAUUUUUCCGUUUCAAUAUUUGGAAACCCAUUUACUUUUGCAUCAGCUGUGGCACAUAAAUGGAUAUGGGGGAAAACAAUGUGCCACAUGUAUGGAUUUUUUAUGUCACUUUUAGGUAUAACCUCAAUAACAACGUUAACAGUAUUGGCUUUCGAAAGAUAUAUGAUAGUUUGUCACGCGUUUUCUAAAUAUACCUUAUCGAAUAAACGCUCUGUAUAUACAGUGCUCGGUAUUUGGAUAUAUUCUGCAAUAUUAACCGUUCCACCCCUUUUUGGGUGGGGCAAGUACGUCACGGAAUCAGCCAAUAUAAGUUGUUCUGUAAAUUGGGCCGAGCAAACAUUCAACGCCCAAACGUAUAUUAUAUAUCUAUUUAUUUUUGGAUUGAAAGUCCCAUUGGUAGUAAUUAUAUAUAGUUAUAUUCACAUUAUUUCCACAAUUAAAAAGAACCAUAUGCAAGCCGGCCAAGUAACGAAAGCGGAAAACAGGGUAGCCUACAUGGUAUUGGUAAUGGUAGUAGCUUUUCUCUUUGCUUGGACUCCCUAUGCUGUGGUUUCUCUAAUAGCACAAUUUUGGGACGCAUCGCUAAUAAGUCCUGUAAUAUCAGUAGUUCCUGCUCUGAUAGCGAAAAGCAGCAUUUGUUAUAAUCCUAUAAUUUAUGUUGGUAUGAACACCCAGCUAAGAAAAUCCUUUUUGGAAAUGCUCCAUGUAAGUCAGCAUUCACAAAGCAAUGAAAUGUAUAGUGAAACAUUCACCGUUGGUGUUACCACCAGAUUGCAAGUUCCGUUGGUGUUAAAGUCAUCCGAUGAUUCAAAAGGAAAACUGAUAAAUGUAGAAAACGAGGGCAGGAUCUCCCUGAUUCAAAAACAUAUCCAAAGAGACCAGGAAAAAUACAAACUUAACGAAAUUACCAACCUGAACGGAGGGGACAAAAAUGAUAAUCAAAAAGAGAGACUUGACGAAAAUAAAUGUCAAAUAACGACAGUCUAAACAUCGCAUCAAAAAGAUUUUUAUGAAGGACGCGUCGCAACGGUCUUGAAAUACCUAUGAGCUUUAUAAAUAAUUAUAUAUUUUUUGUAGAAAUUUUAUUAGUGUAUUAUAAUGCUAUACGUGUUAAUAUUGUAUUUAUAUUAGAUGGUUUUUCAUCCUAUAAAACCUUUCUUUUUAAAUUGUCUUCAAUUUUAC